Molecule: messenger RNA, 893 nt
Organism: Symphalangus syndactylus (siamang)
Lineage: Eukaryota; Metazoa; Chordata; Mammalia; Primates; Hylobatidae
Source: RefSeq, a predicted model, not a curated record
AUGGCCGCGAUGCGCCCGCGAUGCCGAUGCCGGGGCCGGGGCCGGGAGCGUCAGCCCGGCUCGCUAGGGCCCCGCGCAGGCCGCCCGCCGCCGCCGCCCCUGCGCCAUCCCGGGCGGCCUCAGCCCGCGCGCCGGUUCCGCAUUCCCGCCGCCCUCCGGGCUCCGCCGCCGCCGCUCGUGUCUCCGCCGCGGUCGCUGAGCGAGUGCCGGCGCAGGGCCCGGGGCGCACGCUGCGCUCUGGCCGGCAAGGCCCGCGGGCGGCCCCCAGCGGUGCAGGCGAGCGUGUGGCCUCCUCCCUCGGCCGCUCCGGCGCCCCCAGCCCGCGCGCCCCGCGGACCCGCCGGGAAGUCGCCCGCCGCCCGCCCCCCAUCCGCGCGCAGCGUCCCACCUGCCUGGGCGCGAGGCCGCCCCAAAACCUGACCAGCCUGGGUGGGACCCUCGUGCCGCCGCGCGCGCUGGGACGGAGCCUGCACACCUACUGUGGCUGGCGCAGAGGGCACCUACUGAGCCCCCUAAGACCAUGGGCAUGGGGGUGCUCGUGGAAGGCAGGUGUGUGUAUCCUGCUCUAGGGACCAGGGCGCUCACACCAUCCCUGCCUGGGAGGGACGGCCAGCAGGUGACAAACGCCAGCGUCCCAUUGCAGAGGUCACAGAGGGCCCAGAUGGAGCCUCCCCUUGAGACCCACCCAGCCGCCCACCACCCACAGAUGGGACCCUCUGGGCACCCCUCCCACUCAGGCAGGCUGAGGGGCCCCGCCGGGACUUCACAUGGGGGCUGACAGUAUACCCGGCUGAAAACAAACUGGAACAUACCAGACUGAAAAAGGAAAGCCUCUCCCCACUGCCUUCCAGGCAACCACUGUUAACAAAUUCCUCAGCACCUUCCAGAAUGAA